Cercospora beticola is the source of this 1065-nucleotide messenger RNA. RefSeq names its product carbonic anhydrase family protein. Gene Ontology annotation, biological process: one-carbon metabolic process. Lineage: Eukaryota; Fungi; Ascomycota; Dothideomycetes; Mycosphaerellales; Mycosphaerellaceae. Gene Ontology annotation, molecular function: zinc ion binding; carbonate dehydratase activity. The record is from RefSeq and is a predicted model, not a curated record.
AUGUACAUUCCUAAGGCACUUGGCCUUGCGGUCACCCUUCUCGUUACCUUGUCCAACGCCUGUCCCAUUGUGGAGCGGGUCAUCGCGACUGAGGAGGGCGAUUCCUCCAUCGAAGCACGUCAGUCCUGCCCAACGAAGUAUGACUACAGCCAAGGAGGUCGAGACUGGCACACCAAGUGUGCAGCUUGGGCAAAGUGUGGCAAUGGCAAGCAGCAAUCUCCGAUAGAUUUACCAGCCAACAGCUACGCAAAGACUCAUACUCCAGCUUUCGCGUUCCCUGGAGGAGCUGUGCGUGGUGAGAUCUUCAAUAGGGGCUUUGGGCCGGAAUGGCACCCCGCUGCAGGAGCUGCAGUGCCUACAAUCCGCUUCGAUAAUGAGACGUACAAUCUUCUCCAAUGGCAUACCCACACUCCAGAAUCCGAGCAUGCCUUUGGCGGCAACAAGCGCAGAGGAGAAGUCCAUUUCGUUUUCGGCACGGGCUCGACUCCCAAAGCAGUUGCUGGCAUUGGCUUGGACUACGGAGCAGCCAGCACGUUCUUCGCUGCGGUUUUCCAGCAGCUGGACUCACAGCGUCGUGACUUGCCUCCUGUUGGUUCGACGGCACGCUAUCCGAUCUCGAUCGACUUCUCCCAGGGCAUCUUGGGCCCUAAUCAUUUCCGUACUUUCUGGACGUACGAAGGCUCCUUGACUACUCCUACCUGCGGAGAAGGCGUGCGGUGGUUCCUGGGUGGCUGGACCCAUAUGCUCAGCGGCGAUCAAUUUCCCCGACUGAACAGAGCUAGUAUUGACUCUGUGAGAGCGCUGCAGCCGGUGUUGGAUCAGCAUAUCAAUCUGUAAUUAGCUCUUCUGGUACUUAUCGUGUCAUUGGAGUAUGGAGUUUUGGCCACUUGGAUAAUCGAGCGUGGCGUAUUAGAUCUCUCCAAGCUCCCGCGAGCAUCCCUUCUCUUGCUUUAUAAGGUGUGUUGAUCUCCUUGGUUCAGCAUCCGUGAGUUAAAGUCCACUGUAGCCUUGCCAAGCGCAUUGGGGUUCUUCGCUUUCAGCCCACUCUACUUCUGUACGCUGUAG